AUGCAAGAGCGCUCCAUUGCGAUUCCGUCGGAGAACUUCAAUCUGAUUUUUUUCCUGACUCACGCGCAAUCCCGCUUUUCAUUGAUUUUACUGUUAAAAUUGAGAUAUUCUUUUGUUUUUCAAUCAAAAAUAUUAAUUCAGACAAAUCGCAAAACCAUGGCGAUGCUUUUCGGCUUUGGCCAAUCAGCAGAAAUUCAAAUUCGGCUCUCAAAUGAGGAUACUCGAAAGAUUGUAAAAGCACGCGGAGACGAUGGAAAUAUGCACGAUCAUUUUCUUUAUUACGAUGGAGAAUCAGUUACUGGAACUGUUCAUGUGAACCUGAAAAAAGCAAAUCACAAAUUUGAACAUCAAGGGAUCAGAAUUGAAUUCAUUGGGCAGAUAGUUUCAGAAGUGUACUAUGAUCGAGGUAACCAGCAAGAUUUCAUCUCAUUGACUCGUGAACUGGCUCGUCCCGGAGAUCUCACUCAAAAUGCUCAAUUCCCAUUUGAAUUCAACAAUGUCGAGAAACCUUUCGAAACUUACAUGGGAACCAAUGUUAAACUGAGAUACUUCUUACGUGUCACUGUUAUCAGAAGGCUCACAGAUUUGACAAAAGAGCUCGAUUUGGUCGUUCACGCGUUGAGUAGCUAUCCAGAUAACGAUAAAUCAAUUAAAAUGGAAGUAGGAAUCGAAGAUUGUUUACACAUUGAAUUUGAAUAUAACAAGAACAAAUAUCAUCUUCAAGAUGUGAUCGUUGGAAAAAUCUAUUUCCUGCUUGUUCGUAUCAAAAUUAAGUACAUGGAAAUUGCGAUUCUGAAGACAGAAGUCGUCGGAUCUGGUCCAAAUACAUUCAAAGAAUCUGAAACUGUCGCGAAAUUUGAGAUUAUGGAUGGAGCACCAGUUCGUGGAGAAUCCAUUCCAAUCAGAUUGUUCCUGGCUGGAUAUGAUUUGGCGCCAUCAAUGAGAGACGUUGGAAAAAAGUUUUCAGUUAAAUACUUUUUGAAUUUGGUUCUUGUAGACGAAGAGGAUCGCAGAUAUUUCAAGCAACAGGAAGUAACUCUCUGGCGAAAAGCUGACAAAGUGAUGCGUCGUCCUGGAACUGAAGAUGACGAAGAAGAAAAACAGACAACAAGUAUUCCAGGAACUCAGAAGUUCACUGCUCCAGCUCCAGUUGAACAUCCAAAACCAGAAUCGCCAAGAUCGGAUCCAAAAAGUGGAUCAACAAGUCCUGACGAUAAUUCUGAUUCUUCAUAGAGAUAGAGAUAGUAUUUCGAUGCAAUUAAAUCAUUUUCAUAAUAUCAUACUUUUAAAUUUAAAUGCAAAACCUAACUAUCUCCUCCUUUCUUUGUUUUUUUUUUGAAAAUGGCCCGUAUUUGUUCAAAAAAGUUUCGCCUAUUCUUCCCGAUCCAAAUUUUAUUAAAAUUGCCUAUUCUGUGAUGAAAAUCUAAAUAUUCUCUUAUUUAUUUCCCAUUAUUAUAUUACAGCCCCGUUUGUUUUGUUUCUCAAAAGCCAGUUUUCAUACUACCGAUGUUUGUGUUUUGUAUAUUUUGAAAUCAUUUGUAAUUUAAAAAUUUAUAGUGGCUAUUUUUCACAUUUCCUUCGCCCGUCAAUCAAUGAGAAUCAAACCAGAGAUAAAGUUUUAUUUUAAAUUGAAA
Molecule: messenger RNA, 1634 nt
Organism: Caenorhabditis elegans
Lineage: Eukaryota; Metazoa; Nematoda; Chromadorea; Rhabditida; Rhabditidae
Gene: vps-26
Product: Vacuolar protein sorting-associated protein 26
Exons: 5
Coding region: 1-1233 (410 amino acids)
Biological process (GO): intracellular protein transport
Cellular component (GO): cytosol
Source: RefSeq, marked reviewed